UACGUGACCCAAACAACGCAAGUUAUUGUUCAGGUUUUGGGCAUUAAGCGGCAGCCCAUUACUUAUUUCCAACUACAAAGACAAAAUUGGCAAAAACGAAGAACCUCUAAAAAUUUCUUCCAGUGGUUUAGGGUUCUUAGAGGGGGAAUUGAAAUCUAAACCGAAAACAGAAAAUGUUGAGGGUUAACCGAGUAGUGAUAAACCGGGCACAAGCUUCGAUUUCCAAUUGUCAAUAUCUCGUAAGUCAUGACCCAAAGAUUUCCCGUUCACCUCCUCAACAUUUCGCUUCAAAAUCAUCCAUUCGCUUCUUCGAUAUUUACAAGCUUGCAAGCAAGGAAAAAAUCGAGAAAGAACGAGCAAGACUUGCUGAUGAAUUGAAUAGAGGAUAUUUUGAUGAUAUGUCUGAGCUAAAACAACACGGUGGUAAGAUUGCACUGGCAAAUAAGAUUCUAAUUCCCGGAAUUGCAGCAAGGAAGUUUCCUGCCGUGGAUGUGAUAUAUUCUGACGGUAGAAAAUCAAAGCUGCCGAUUGUUUUUGAUGCAAGUGGCGUUGAUGCUAGCAAGUUGGCUGUCCCUGGAGCAUCUUUAGUCUGUCUAUCAUUUAGAGCAAACUCUCAGGCUAUGGUCGAUUCUUGGAGCAAGCCUUUUUAUGACGCCUUUAGUGAGUCCAAGAGCGUGCAGCUAUAUGAGGUAUCUUUUAUAGACUCUUGGCUCUUAUGCUUGAAUCCAAUUAAACAACUGCUUCUUCGAUUUAUGAGGAAAUCUAGUGAUGGAGCGAAGGAUGCUCUUCAGAGGCAUAUUGUUUAUUCAUUUGGUGAUCAUUAUUACUUCCGAAAGGAACUUAAGAUACUGAACCUUCUAACUGGAUACUUUUGGCUUGCCUGGAGUAGCUUAGUUCUUACACUAAAAACCUGUUGGGUCAACAGGAUGAACAAGUUCACAGUUUUGAGAGACCUCAAUUUUGUUGCAGAAAACCUUGGUGUUGAGUUUUUCAAAGGUACUGUUGUGGUAUAAUGAUGUUCCCAUUACUGAUGAUGUGUAGAGUUGAAUGAAUUUUGUUUUAUUUUCUUCGACAAUUAGAAUAAAUUGUAUUUAUCUCUUUAAUAUCGAACCGGAUGGCAAAGCUGUUGAGGGAGUAUUGUUAUGGAGCAAUGGGAUUUGGUGGACAAAGUAACUAAGCAGAUAAAUUGGCAAUUCCAGGGAAAACUUAAAUUGGAAGCAAA
Molecule: messenger RNA, 1222 nt
Organism: Gossypium arboreum
Lineage: Eukaryota; Viridiplantae; Streptophyta; Magnoliopsida; Malvales; Malvaceae
Exons: 7
Coding region: 174-1013 (279 amino acids)
Biological process (GO): mitochondrial proton-transporting ATP synthase complex assembly
Cellular component (GO): mitochondrial inner membrane
Source: RefSeq, a predicted model, not a curated record